CUUUAUGACAGAGGGAGCAGAGCAUAGGCAUAGGUAAUAGAGAUGUCGGUUGACAGAUGGUUGACAGUUAAGUAGUUGCGUUUUUCUGGGAACGUAUUUUUUCUCAUUUGAAGAAUGUUAUCAAAAUAGAUAACGAUAAUGCUUCUUUUCAAUACUGUUGUAAGCAUAUAGUGUAGACGUGAUAUUAGAAAACACAUAGAAAGUUUCUAAUAGAUAUGGCAUUACCAUGAGUCAAAUCACACUGGCGACUAUUUUGUUUUGAUUGUUUCGCUUUUUAGGGAUAUUAUUUUGAGUGUUAUGUAACGAAAAUAAUUUGUUUGAAGUGUUAGUGUUCUGUUGUAAAGAUGAGGACGGUGGCUUUGAUCAGCGGUGGCAAGGACAGCUGCUACAACAUGAUGCAGUGCAUCGGCGCCGGGCACGAAAUUGUGGCCCUGGCCAACCUCCAACCUGUUCAGAAAGAUGAAUUGGAUAGUUACAUGUACCAAACUGUUGGGCACCAAGGGAUUGAUUUGUAUGCUGAAGCAAUGGGGCUUCCUCUAUACCGAGAAGUAAUCACAGGUAUUGCUAUGGACCAAAGUCGGAACUAUAAUCCAAGUGAUAAUGAUGAGGUUGAAGAUCUGUACCGACUACUUGUUAGGAUAAAGGAUGAGAUGGAUGUAGAAGCCGUGGCUGUGGGAGCUAUAUUAUCUGAUUACCAAAGAAUAAGAGUUGAAAGUGUCUGUCGUAGGCUAGGUCUUGUUUCUCUAGCAUAUCUUUGGAGGAGAAAUCAAAAAGAAUUACUUCAAGAAAUGAUAAAUAGUUGUGUUGAAGCUAUCGUUAUAAAGGUGGCAGCAUUAGGACUGGACCCACGAAUACAUCUGGGGCUAUCGCUGCGAGAAAUACAGCCUCACCUUCUAGUCAUGCAGGAGAAAUACGGCCUCAAUGUGUGCGGAGAGGGUGGAGAAUAUGAAACCUUCACGCUAGACUGCCCACUCUUCAGGAAGCGUUUAGUUAUCGAUGAUAAAGAAUUAGUAAUACACUCGGACGAUCCAGUCGCCCCAGUUGGCUAUUUGAAUCUUAAACUCCACCUGGAACCAAAGCCAACGUCCGACACAAACAAACUACCUCCAACCAUCAAAAGUGCCCUUGACUUCGUAGGCGAUCUUAGCGACACCGUGUUUAGUGACAUAAGCGACAUCGAGCUGAGCGAGACCGAGUUAGAGUCUAUUGAGAUGUUAGAAAAGGAAGAGAAGAAGAAACAAGAAAUGAACCCUUUGCUCACUUACAAUGAAAAGUCUGAAGUGUCCACUAGUCUAGAUGUUAUAGAUUGUCAAAAUGACAGCACAGAAAGCGUUGAGGAUGGAUAUGAUUAUGAGGAAGCGCACAGUCAAUUUGAGAAGCAGCCUAUUGCCGACCAUAGAUCUAUAUAUGGGAAUAGACACGGGUGGUAUUUUAUAGGAGGCAUAGUCGGCGAAGGCGUCGAUACGGGGUUAGCAACAGAAGAUGCAAUGAAAAAACUCAUUACUCUUUUGGAGUCCGUCGAUAUGACUCUACCGGACGUGUGCUCUGUUAACAUAUAUAUGCGUGAUAUGGAGGAUUAUACUGCCUUGAAUGAUGUAUAUUUGAAGAAUUUUUACUUCGAAAACCCGCCCACAAGAGUCUGCGUGCAAUGUCCUUUGCCGGACGACGUGGGACUUAUUUUAGACGCUGUAGCACAUAAAAUGCUCCCCGACGUACAAGAUAGUGAUGGACAUCCAAAGGAGCGGGUCACGAUGCACGUACAGGGUAUCUCACACUGGGCACCGGCCAAUAUUGGACCUUAUAGUCAAGCUAUUAAGGUGGGCGAGGUGAUAGGCACGUGUGGGCAGAUAGCGCUAGUGCCGGGGUCCAUGCGGCUAGUGGCGGGCGGCCCGCGGCGGCAGUGCGCGCUCGCGCUGCGGCACCUCACGCGGGUGCUGCGCGCCGUGCACCCGCGCGCGCACAUACGCAGCGUGGUGCAGAGCGUGUGCUACGUGAGCGGGCGGGCGGGGCGCGCGGUGGGGGAGGCGCGGCGGCAGCUGGAGCGGCGCACGGCGGGCGCCAUCGUGCAGUGCGCGGUGGUGCGGGGGCUGCCGCGCCAGGCCGCGCUCGAGUGGCACGCGUGGGCGCACACGGACAACAACAGAUUCGACUAUGAAGAAACGGGAUGCAGUAUAGGAGAGUACAAAGUAGCUAUCACCAGAAGGUGGAACUACGAAAACACAGUUUCUGCAUUCGUAUGCUAUGUUGCUACUGGUUCAUCGCCGUCUACGUGUCAGCUAUCGUUCCCCCAACGAGGAGGCUUGCCACUCGCAUCGAGACUUGGCCACGCAGAUGUCGCAGGAAGAUCUCGCCGCAGUCUUGGAGUACGCGCUAAGGAAAUUGCUCAAGGAUAAUGAUACUGGGAUUGACCCUCAGGCCCGCCCUGUCGCCGUCAAGAUGAGGAUCUUCUACCAAGGUAAGGAAUAAUAUAAUUUAAUAAUUGACAUAGAUUAGACGAGUGGUCACAACUGGUGAACUGCGGAAG
Molecule: messenger RNA, 2524 nt
Organism: Diatraea saccharalis (sugarcane borer)
Lineage: Eukaryota; Metazoa; Arthropoda; Insecta; Lepidoptera; Crambidae
Source: the annotation of a GenBank genome assembly